Molecule: messenger RNA, 1900 nt
Organism: Phacochoerus africanus (Common warthog)
Lineage: Eukaryota; Metazoa; Chordata; Mammalia; Artiodactyla; Suidae
Gene: EIF2B4
Product: eukaryotic translation initiation factor 2B subunit delta
Exons: 12
Coding region: 226-1860 (544 amino acids)
Source: RefSeq, a predicted model, not a curated record
ACGGCUAGGCCCCGAGCCCUUCUCGGCUCUGUCGUUCGGUUCCGGCACCGCGCGGGAAUCUGGUCCGCGGUGUCUCGGGCGCACUCCGCCCUGCGCGUCGGCCUGUUCUGCGGGAAGGGUGCGUGCUCUCUCCUCCCCCGCCUCCCGCCGCCUUUGAUCCUGCUGCGCACUGCGUCCCCACGCGGAUCCCUGGCUCACCUCCCGCCUGGUGGAGGAGCCGUGGUCAUGCGGACCCAGCAGCCAGCUGCGUCGAGUACGAGCCCCUCUAAACCCUUCCGGAACCUCUCUGGUUCACUUUGUGCCCUGUUUUCUGAUGCAGACUCGGAAUCUGGGAUGAAGGCGGAGCUUGCUUCUCGGCCAGGGGCAGGGGGGAGGGAGAUGACCCAAGAAGAAAAGCUGCAGCUUCGGAAAGAAAAGAAACAGCAAAAGAAGAAACGGAAGGAGGAAAAGGGGACAGAACCAGAAACUGGCUCUGCUGUGUCUACAGCCCAAUGUCAAGGCCCGACCAAAGACCUGCCAGGACCGGACAGUCAGUUGGGCACUGCCAAGGAGAAGAUUCCAGCAGGUCGGAGUAAAGCUGAACUUCGAGCUGAACGGCGAGCGAAGCAAGAGGCUGAGCGGGCCCUGAAGCAGGCAAGAAAAGGGGAACAAGGAGGGCCCCCUCCUCAGUCCUGCCCCAGCACAGCUGGAGAAACCCCCUCAGGAGUGAAGCGGCUACCUGAGCACACCCAGGUUGAUGAGCCCACACUUCUGAGAAGGCUUGUUAAACGGCCCGAGCGACAGCAGGUUCCAACACGAAAGGAUUAUGGCUCCAAAGUCAGUCUCUUCUCCCACCUACCCCAGUACAGCAGACACAACUCUCUGACCCAGUUUAUGAGCAUCCCAUCCUCUGUGAUCCACCCAGCCAUGGUGCGGCUCGGCCUGCAGUACUCCCAGGGCCUGGUCAGCGGCUCCAACGCCCGGUGCAUCGCCCUGCUUCGUGCCUUGCAGCAGGUGAUUCAGGACUACACGACACCACCCAAUGAAGAACUCUCAAGGGACCUGGUGAAUAAACUAAAGCCCUACUUCAGCUUCCUGACUCAGUGCCGUCCCCUGUCAGCGAGCAUGUACAACGCCAUCAAGUUUCUGAACAAGGAGAUCACGGGUGUGAGCAGCUCCAAGCGGGAAGAGGAGGCCAAGUCAGAACUUCGAGCAGCCAUUGAUCAGUAUGUGCAAGAGAAGAUCGUGCUUGCAGCUCAGGCGAUCUCACGCUUUGCUUAUGAGAAGAUCAGCGACGGAGAUGUGAUCCUGGUGUAUGGAUGCUCCUCUCUGGUGUCACGCAUUCUUCAGGAGGCCUGGACGAAGGGCCGGCGGUUUCGGGUGGUAGUGGUGGACAGCCGGCCACGGCUGGAGGGCAAGCACACGCUGCGUUCUCUGGUCCGUGUGGGGGUCCCAGUCUCCUACCUGCUGAUUCCUGCAGCUUCCUAUGUUCUCCCAGAGGUUUCUAAGGUGCUAUUGGGAGCUCAUGCUCUCCUGGCCAAUGGGUCUGUGAUGUCACGGGUAGGGACGGCGCAGCUGGCCCUAGUGGCCCGGGCCCACAACGUGCCAGUGCUGGUCUGCUGUGAAACAUACAAGUUCUGUGAGCGGGUGCAGACUGAUGCCUUUGUCUCUAACGAACUAGAUGACCCUGACGAUCUGCUGUGUGAGCGAGGAGAACACGUGGCCCUGGCUAACUGGCAGAACCACGCAUCCCUGCGGUUGUUGAAUCUGGUCUAUGAUGUGACCCCCCCAGAACUGGUGGAUCUGGUGAUCACGGAGCUGGGGAUGAUCCCUUGCAGUUCUGUACCUGUUGUCCUACGAGUCAAGAGUAGUGACCAGUGAGUGGGGGAACACUGGGUUAAUAAAUGACAUACUCCCUACA